GCUAACUUUGACUGUCAAUCAAAUCAUUUUGACAAGAAUUUUAUAACCAUGUUUGUCAUAUUUUCUUGAUGGAUUUUCAUGAUACUAUUCCUUGUGCAAUUGUGAAAUAGAUAAAUACCUGUAAAACUGUAAUUGUAAAUACAUCAAACAUUUUUCAAAAAUGUGGAAGGGUCUUAGGUUAACUCAGUCUCAAUUAUCAAAGUUGCAUUUCAAAGGAUACAGUUUACAACCUGUCGGCGUUCCUGCGUUAGACACAGUGUUAAACCAAUGGUAUGAAUUUUGUAAGAAACCGCCCAAAGGUUUCGAGAAAUAUUUUCAGCCGGGAACCAGCCAAAAGCAACAAAAAUCGCCGGAGAAGGAUGAAUCUCCUUCGCCUUCAAAAAGUUCACCUACAUCACCAAAACCUUCAUCAUCUUCCGACAAAUGGAAUAUGAAUAUGUUCUCCAAUACCGGGGGUGGCAGAGGUACCGGCAGAGGAGGUUACGAAGGCCAAGACAGAGAAAAAUGGAUGAUGUUCGGUGCAAUGGGUGUUGUUGGAUUACUAGCUUCAAUAGCAUAUUUCGAACUCAAAUAUAGAGAGAUAAGCUGGAGAGAUUUUGUUAAUCUGUAUCUUAAUAAAGGGGUUGUUGAGAAACUUGAAGUUAUAAAUAAGAAAUGGGUCAGAGUGAAACUACAACCAGGAGCAGCAUUAGAAACUAAAGUGAUCUGGUUUGCUAUUGGCAGUGUAGAUUCUUUUGAAAGAAACCUUGAGAAUGCACAAAUAGAGAUGAGCGUUGAUCCCCCAAAUUUUAUUCCUGUUAUUUAUAAGACUGAAGUUGAGGCUGCCAGCUUGACUGGUAUGCUUCCUACUCUACUUAUAAUAGGAUUUUUAAUCUACAUGAUGAGAAGAUCAGCUGAUAUGAUGGGCCGUGGUGGUCGUAAAGGUGGUGGCCUGUUCGGUGGUGUGAUGGAGUCUACUGCAAAAUUAAUAAACCCAACAGAUAUUGGUGUUAAAUUUCAAGAUGUUGCAGGAUGUGAAGAAGCAAAAAUAGAAAUUAUGGAGUUUGUGAACUUUUUGAAAAAUCCACAGCAAUACAUUGAUUUAGGAGCAAAGAUACCUAAAGGGGCAUUAUUGACAGGUCCUCCUGGCACAGGCAAAACAUUAUUAGCUAAAGCUACAGCGGGAGAGGCCAAUGUACCAUUCCUUACAGUCUCUGGAUCCGAGUUCUUAGAAAUGUUUGUUGGUGUUGGACCUUCAAGAGUAAGAGAUAUGUUCUCCAUGGCCCGUAAACAUGCUCCAUGCAUUUUAUUCAUUGAUGAGAUUGAUGCUGUUGGUAGAAAAAGAGGUGGACGGAGUUUUGGUGGACACUCUGAACAAGAAAACACUCUUAACCAGCUGUUAGUUGAAAUGGAUGGCUUUAAUACAACCACAAAUGUAGUUGUUUUAGCUGCUACAAACAGAGUUGACAUAUUGGAUAAAGCUCUUCUUAGACCUGGCCGUUUUGAUAGACAGAUCUUUGUACCUGCUCCUGAUAUUAAAGGCAGAGCUUCCAUCUUCAAAGUACACUUAACUCCACUCAAAACUACUCUAAAUAAAGAAAAUUUGGCUCGUAAAAUGGCAGCAUUAACUCCAGGCUUCACCGGUGCCGAUAUUGCAAAUGUGUGUAACGAAGCAGCUCUUAUCGCGGCAAGAGAGCUAUCUAACAACAUCACAAUGAAAAACUUUGAACAAGCUAUUGAGAGAGUAGUAGCUGGGAUGGAAAAGAAAUCUAACGUCUUACAACCUGAUGAAAGGAAGAUCGUUGCUUACCAUGAAGCCGGUCAUGCUGUUGCUGGCUGGUUUUUACAACACGCAGAUCCACUCCUAAAAGUAUCUAUUAUACCUAGAGGAAAAGGUUUAGGUUAUGCACAAUAUUUACCUAAGGAACAGUAUCUGUACAGCAAAGAACAACUCUUUGAUAGAAUGUGUAUGACACUCGGAGGCAGAGUCAGUGAGGAAAUAUUCUUCGGUAGAAUCACAACCGGGGCUCAAGAUGACUUGAAAAAAAUAACGCAAAGUGCGUAUGCGCAAAUUGUUCAUUACGGUAUGAAUCCAAAGGUAGGGAAUGUGUCCUUUGAAAUGCCGCAACCCGGAGAAAUGGUUAUCGAUAAACCUUAUUCAGAGAAAACCGCAGAACUUAUAGACUCAGAAGUCAGAGAUUUGAUCAAUACAGCGCACAAACACACUACAGAUUUGCUCGUUAAACACAAAGAGAAUAUUGCUAAAGUUGCAGAGAGAUUACUUAAGCAGGAGAUUCUUAGUAGAGACGAUAUGAUCGAACUUUUAGGACCUAGACCCUUCCCAGAGAAAAGUACUUAUGAAGAAUUCGUUGAGGGCACAGGGUCUCUAGAUGAAGACACAACUUUGCCCGAAGGUCUCAAAGACUGGAACAAAGAAAAACAACCAGCUACACCUCCACCGGCCAGUAUACCCAGCGGUGCUGGUGACGCUAAAAAUUAAGAACUUAUCAUGUAGAUUGUUGAGUUUUUAGUCAGUUUUAUGUGAAAUAAAUAUUUUAAUUACCUUUAAGACUUAAAGGCGAUUUUGUUUAUUAGUGAGUUGUGCGAUGCGCGAUGUAGAUUAUUUCGUUGUAGGACAAAAAUCUGGAAAUAACUUUUUUUCAGUAUUCACAACUAACAAUUGUUAUAACUGAUCAGUGACAGAGAUAACGCACAAGGGUAACAAUUCUUACAUACCAGUCGCGAAUCUAGAAAAAAAAUUGGGUCUGUUUAAUCAAACCAUAGUCCAUAAAUAAUAAAUUUUCUUAUACUAUUUUAGUUAUUUACAGAAUUACAAAUUCAGUUAAUUUAAUCCAGUUUGUGCAAUAGAAUAGAAAAGGAUAUAAGACCGUAUUUAAUUUCCUUUUAAUUAAAAUUAAAGUCCUAAGGCUACAUGCAUUUCUAAAUAAUUGUUUUACUAGACGUCUGCUUAAGUGAAUGUUUUGUUUUGUAAAAAGUUAAUAAAUUCCAGUUCAAUU
Molecule: messenger RNA, 2996 nt
Organism: Diatraea saccharalis (sugarcane borer)
Lineage: Eukaryota; Metazoa; Arthropoda; Insecta; Lepidoptera; Crambidae
Source: the annotation of a GenBank genome assembly